Cornus florida is the source of this 1176-nucleotide messenger RNA. Its product is annotated as PLASMODESMATA CALLOSE-BINDING PROTEIN 3-like. NCBI's taxonomy places the organism in Eukaryota, Viridiplantae, Streptophyta, Magnoliopsida, Cornales, Cornaceae. The transcript has 4 exons. Bases 222 to 899 code for a protein of 225 amino acids. The record is from RefSeq and is a predicted model, not a curated record.
GAGAUAUUUAUAGAAAGAAAAGCAAUCACAAAUAGACACCCCCACCAGCAGCAUCCCACCGUCACUCCAUGUUAUUUGUCUAGAAAUCUCUAUUCUCCCCACAGCACCAUAAUUUCUCUCUCUCUCUCUCUCUCUAAACUCCUCUCUCUCACCCAUAUUGAUUUCAAAGAUCAACCAACACUCUUGAAGCACAGUUAUACAUACACAAUCCUGCUGCAACAAUGGCUGUUUUUGUAGUGUGUUUAUUGCUCUUCUUUGCCAUGACUGGUCAUUCAAGUGCUACUUAUUGCAUAUGCAAAGAUGGACAGAGUGACUCAGUUCUUCAGAAGAGCAUAGACUAUGCUUGUGGAGCAGGAGCUGAUUGUACUCCAAUCCAACUAAAUGGUGCUUGUUACAACCCUAACACAGUAAAAGAUCACUGUAACUAUGCUGUUAACAGCUAUUUCCAAAAGAAAGGUCAGGCAACCGGAAGCUGUGAUUUUUCAGGCACUGCCACCAUUUCUCAAUCUGCCCCAACUUCCCAAACAACUACAUGUGUUUAUCCUGCAAGUUCCAGCGGUACAACCCCAACACCCACCACCCCAUCAACAACACCACCGUCAACCACCACACCGCCAUCAACCACCACCCCAACAACACCACCACCGACAACUACCACCCCGACAACAACGCCACCGACAACUACCACCCCGACACCACCUUCAACCACGACUCCAUCCACAACCACACCCUCGACUACAACUCCAGGCACCACUCCGACUUUCGGCCUGGCUCCUUCCGGAACCGGCAUCACCAGCACAGACAGUGGCAGCGUGACCAUCCAUCAGAAGACUAACAACUUGUUUUGCUCUUUGGCUCUAACCCUUUUGUUGUCAGGCCUCGUGUUUUUGAGGGCUUGAAGAUACUCUGAAGAUAAUGGAUGGGGGUUGGAUUGUGGAUGAUUUUCUGCCCACUACAGUGGGGUUAGCAGGGAAUCAUCUGGACAGAAGUCCAACUAGGGUUUAUUGUUUUUCUUAAAGGCUGGGAAUUUGAUUCCUUUUAGAUGGUGACAUAUAAUAGCUACUACUGGGGUAGAAUCUAUUUACUUCUUUUAGAUUUAUCCUAUUGUAUAUCUACAUAUUAGUGGGAGAGAAUAUUUUUUUGUUUUAUUGAAAAUUUGCUACCCCCCUUCUAUGA